Arvicola amphibius (Eurasian water vole) is the source of this 5223-nucleotide messenger RNA. It is a transcript of the gene Pdgfra, whose product is annotated as platelet derived growth factor receptor alpha. Lineage: Eukaryota; Metazoa; Chordata; Mammalia; Rodentia; Cricetidae. The coding region runs from base 166 to 3435 and encodes 1089 amino acids. Gene Ontology annotation, cellular component: signaling receptor complex. The record is from RefSeq and is a predicted model, not a curated record. Gene Ontology annotation, molecular function: platelet-derived growth factor binding; platelet-derived growth factor alpha-receptor activity; ATP binding. The transcript is spliced from 23 exons. Gene Ontology annotation, biological process: embryonic cranial skeleton morphogenesis; positive regulation of kinase activity; multicellular organism development.
AUCAAUUACAAAAUGCGGGUUUUGAGCCCAUUACUGUUGGGGCUUGAGGGAGAGAAACAAACAGGCGAGCUGCAGGAGCGCAUUGGAAGCUUGGGGCUUACUUUUUUACUCCGUAUAUAGGAUUUUCCUUGCGAAUUGACAUAGAAGGAGAAGUUCUCAGGAGCUAUGGGGACCUCCCACCAGGCCUUCCUGGUCCUCAGCUGUCUCCUCACAGGGCCGAGCCUCAUCUUUUGCCAGCUCUUAUUACCCUCCAUCCUCCCAAACGAGAAUGAGAAGGUUGUGCAGCUGAAUUCCUCCUUUUCUCUGAGAUGCUUCGGGGAGAGUGAAGUGAGCUGGCAGCACCCCAUGUCUGAAGAAGAGGACCCCAACGUGGAAAUCAGAAACGAGGAGAAUAACAGCGGCCUCUUUGUGACGGUGCUGGAAGUGGUCAAUGCCUCGGCGGCCCACACCGGAUGGUACACUUGCUAUUACAACCACACUCAGACGGAGGAGAGCGAGAUCGAAGGCAGGCACAUUUACAUCUAUGUUCCAGACCCAGACAUGGCCUUUGUGCCUCUAGGGAUGACAGAUUCUUUAGUCAUCGUGGAAGAGGACGAUUCUGCCAUCAUCCCUUGUCGCACCACAGAUCCGGAGACUCAAGUAACCUUGCACAAUAAUGGUAGGCAGGUGCUGGCCUCUUACGACAGCAGGCAGGGUUUCAACGGGACCUUCAGUGUGGGGCCAUACAUCUGUGAGGCCACUGUCAGAGGAAGGACGUUCAAGACCGGCGAAUUCAACGUUUAUGCUUUGAAAGCAACGUCAGAACUGAAUCUGGAGAUGGAAGCACGCCAAACCGUGUAUAAGUCAGGGGAAACGAUUGUGGUGACCUGUGCUGUCUUUAACAAUGAGGUGGUUGACCUUCAGUGGACGUACCCUGGAGAAGUGAGAAACAAGGGUGUCACCAUGCUGGAGGAGAUCAAACUCCCAUCCAUCAAACUGGUGUACACUUUGACGGUCCCCAAGGCCACGGUGAAAGACAGCGGAGAUUACGAAUGUGCUGCCCGACAGGCCACCAAGGAGGUCAAAGAAAUGAAGAAAGUCACCAUUUCUGUCCACGAGAAAGGUUUUGUGGAGAUCAAGCCCACCUUUGGCCAGAUGGAAACUGUCAACUUGCAUCAGGUCAGAGAGUUCGUGGUGGAGGUGCAGGCCUACCCCACUCCCAGGAUAUCUUGGCUGAAGGACAACUCGACUCUGAUUGAGAAUCUCACUGAGAUCACCACCGACGUGCAGAAGAGCCAGGAAACGAGAUAUCAAAGCAAAUUAAAGUUGAUCCGGGCCAAGGAAGAAGACAGCGGCCAUUACACCAUCAUAGUUCAAAAUGACGACGACGUCAAGAGUUACACGUUUGAGCUGUCAACUCUGGUUCCUGCCUCCAUCCUGGAGCUUGUGGAUGACCACCAUGGCUCUGGUGGGGGACAGACUGUGAGGUGCACAGCGGAAGGGACACCUCUCCCGGACAUCGAGUGGAUGAUCUGCAAGGAUAUUAAGAAAUGCAAUAAUGAUACUUCCUGGACAAGUUUGGCCAGCAAUGUCUCAAACAUCAUCACAGAGUUCCACCGCCGAGGCAGGAGUGCUGUGGAGGGGCGAGUGUCCUUUGCCAAAGUGGAAGAGACCAUCGCAGUUCGAUGCCUGGCAAAGAAUAACCUUGGCACUGGGAACCGAGAGCUGAAGCUGGUGGCUCCCACCCUGCGUUCUGAGCUCACGGUGGCGGCGGCGGUGCUGGUGCUGUUGGUGAUUGUCAUCGUCUCUCUCAUUGUCCUGGUUGUCAUCUGGAAGCAGAAGCCACGCUAUGAGAUUCGCUGGAGAGUCAUUGAGUCUAUCAGCCCCGACGGACAUGAGUAUAUUUACGUGGAUCCGAUGCAGCUGCCUUACGACUCCAGAUGGGAGUUCCCGAGGGAUGGGCUAGUGCUUGGUCGGAUCUUGGGAUCUGGUGCAUUUGGGAAAGUGGUUGAAGGCACAGCCUAUGGAUUAAGCCGGUCCCAGCCUGUUAUGAAAGUCGCUGUCAAGAUGCUUAAACCCACAGCGAGAUCCAGUGAAAAGCAAGCUCUCAUGUCUGAGCUGAAGAUAAUGACCCACUUGGGACCACAUUUGAACAUUGUGAAUUUGCUGGGAGCCUGCACCAAGUCAGGCCCCAUUUACAUCAUCACCGAGUACUGCUUCUAUGGGGAUUUGGUCAACUAUUUGCAUAAGAAUAGAGAUAGCUUCAUGAGCCGUCACCCAGAGAAGCCAAAGAAAGAGCUGGACAUCUUUGGACUGAAUCCCUCUGAUGACAGUACAAGGAGUUACGUGAUUUUAUCUUUUGAAAACAAUGGUGAUUACAUGGACAUGAAACAAGCCGACACCACACAGUAUGUCCCCAUGCUCGAAAGGAAAGAAGUCUCUAAAUACUCCGAUAUCCAGAGAUCGCUGUAUGACCGGCCAGCCUCCUAUAAGAAGAAGUCUAUGCUAGACUCAGAAGUCAAAAACCUCCUUUCGGACGAUGACUCCGAGGGUCUGACUUUGCUGGAUUUAUUGAGCUUCACCUAUCAAGUUGCCCGAGGAAUGGAAUUUUUGGCUUCCAAAAAUUGCGUCCACCGGGACCUGGCUGCCCGCAAUGUCCUUCUGGCACAAGGGAAAAUUGUGAAGAUCUGCGACUUCGGCCUGGCCAGAGACAUCAUGCAUGAUUCCAACUACGUGUCAAAAGGCAGCACUUUCCUGCCUGUGAAGUGGAUGGCUCCUGAAAGCAUCUUCGACAACCUCUACACCACGCUGAGUGACGUCUGGUCUUACGGCAUUCUGCUCUGGGAAAUCUUCUCCCUUGGUGGCACACCCUACCCUGGCAUGAUGGUUGACUCUACUUUCUACAAUAAGAUCAAGAGUGGAUACCGGAUGGCCAAACCUGACCACGCCACCAGCGAAGUCUACGAGAUUAUGGUGCAGUGCUGGAGCAGUGAGCCUGAGAAGAGACCCUCCUUCUACCACCUGAGUGAGAUCGUGGAGAAUCUGCUGCCUGGACAGUAUAAAAAGAGUUACGAGAAGAUUCACCUGGACUUCCUAAAGAGCGACCAUCCGGCUGUGGCCCGCAUGCGCGUGGACUCUGACCAUGCAUACAGUGGUGUCACUUACAAGAAUGAAGAUGACAAGCUGAAGGACUGGGAAGGUGGCCUGGACGAACAGAGGCUGAGUGCAGACAGUGGCUACAUCAUCCCCCUGCCAGACAUUGACCCUGUUCCGGAGGAGGAAGACCUGGGCAAGAGGAAUAGACACAGCUCGCAGACUUCGGAGGAGAGUGCUAUCGAGACAGGUUCCAGUAGUUCCACCUUCGUCAAGAGAGAGGACGAGACCAUCGAGGACAUCGACAUGAUGGACGACAUUGGCAUAGACUCGUCAGACCUGGUGGAGGACAGCUUCCUGUAGCCGGCAGGUUUGGGGGGCUUCUCCUACUCCCGGAGCCUCCUUGGGAUCCCUUUAAGACAACCACUCCGUUGCAAUGCAAAGACUGAGAAGAGGACUUGGGUGAUGUGGAAAGAGAAGGGCCCAGCGAAGGGCCUCAGGGAGCCUCUACGAGGGAAUGGGACACUUGGACCGAAGUUUGUCCGUGUUGCCUCUUGCAAUGCGUCGGUAGCAUCUCAGCGGUGUGUGAGGUUUGGAGAUGGAGGGACAAGGGAAUAACAGGCCACAGAAGACGAGCUUUGUGUUUCCAGGGCACUGGUGAGACUCCCACACACGCAAUCCGUGCUGCAACCCAGCUCCAGCAUUGUACUUAUGUAAAUAACUCUAACAAGGAUGUGUUUAGGUUUGUGUCCACUUUCCUCCCUGGACUUCUGAAGAGACCACUCGAUCCAGCCAUGUACUUCCCUCUCGGAAUCUGGUACCAGCUGCUGUUGAACUUUCUCAUGAAGUACAUGCAAAACCACUUUGAACCUUGAAAGGUACUGGGACCGUCCUGUUUUACUGUCUUGUUAGUGUUAAUGAGGCAAAAGAUGAAAACUAACCGACCUUGAGUAAUAGAUUGGGGUCUUUUAGGAGCCCUAGAACUUCUCCGUAUAUUGUAAUCUAUACUUAUAAUACUACUACUGUUAAUAGGAACGCUAAAUAUGUAACCCAUAACAUGAUUUCCCACCAGAGAAAGCACAAUUAAAACAAAAACCCUUACUAAGUAGGUGACAAGUUUGGCAGUUUUUGACAUUUAUAUUAAGUAACAUGUUUCUCAGUAAAAUAUAAUAGCUUUAGUGGAUUAAAGUUAGCAAGCACUAGAGAGCCGAGUAUAAGUAGUGUCGUCCAGAAGUCUUUGAUACUGUGUACUAAGUAGUGUUCUCCCUAAUCCACGGCACCUAAAAGCAGCUAAUCACCUCUGAAGUAAUGGGAUUAGAAAACAGGCAAAGCGGAAUCCCCACGUCCUAAAUGUUCUCAGUAUAAAGGCUUAAGCCUGGGCCCAGUAUGACUUCUCAUGCUGUGACCCUGUGGAACUGGACAGUCCACAAAAGAACUCAGAUGGGUACAAGUUUCUUUUAUGACUGGUGGUGACUUUGAUGGAUCCCAACCCAUCCCUUCUUUUUAAAUCUAUGACCUUUAAGGAUGCUUCGACAGCAGCACCUCAUUUUCUUUCCUCUCUUGUCUUAAAGAGAAAGAAGCUGGAGAUGCCGAAACCACAAUGGUGCUGUUUGAAUGAAGCUUGUGUGGGCAUUGGCUUAGCUCUUUAGUUCCCACAGUUAACUGCAACUGCAUCCUCCUAGCCAUGGGUUUUCACCCCAGAGAUCUGGAAUUACUGGGUUUUGGGGGGGGGGAGCAGGAACCUAUAUAUACUUGAUAAAUUCCCUUGGUGCUUCUGAUCAACCAGCAUUCAGAAUCACUGGCUUGGGUUACAGAGGGUUUGCCGUGGUGGGGAUUUUGGAAUUUGGAACUGGACUAGAAGUCAACUAUGCAGGCAGGCUACUAUUUAAGCCCUUGGCUUCAUGUCAAUAACAUUUGAUGCCACGUAUGUAGCAAUUCCCAUUCUUAAUUUAAGUUUCCAGGCUUAGCUGAGGCUGAGAAAGCAAAAUCUUGGUUUGGGCGCAUCUGCCAGUUUUAGACAAUGUGGGUACCACUUCCCACUGGGUGGGAACCUGAGCUUGUCCACCUCCAAGCAUGCCCACAGAUGAUGCAACUCUGUUGCCAGGCCUUUGUACAGUUGGCUCCGUAUUUGGUGGAGAAGAUGAAAAAGUU